Messenger RNA from Penicilliopsis zonata CBS 506.65, 907 nucleotides. RefSeq lists its product as hypothetical. The record is from RefSeq and is a predicted model, not a curated record. NCBI's taxonomy places the organism in Eukaryota, Fungi, Ascomycota, Eurotiomycetes, Eurotiales, Aspergillaceae. The coding region runs from base 52 to 780 and encodes 242 amino acids. The transcript has 3 exons.
GUACCUACAAUUCCUUCCUCAAUUGAGUCCAUUCUGGUCUAUCUGAUAAAAAUGCACGCUUCCAAGCUCCUCCUCCUGCCUGCCGUCUGGGCCGGGCUCAGCAUGGCUGCCAGCCAGGUCGCCCACGACUCCCUGAGAGCCCUGCCUCAGAACCUGGAUAAUUCUGCGACGUCCAACGCCGUCAGAACCUUCCAGCCCAGUCUCUAUAUCGACAGCGGCUGCCAGCCUUAUCCUGCCAUCGAUGCCGAGGGUAACUGGAGUGGUGGUGAAAACCCAAGCGGUAGUCCUUCUGGUGGCUGCCGUGACCAGAGCAAGGCUCAGGUGUACGAGCGUGGCGGCUGGCACAAUGGUGCCUACGGCAUCAUGUAUACCUGGUACAUGCCCAAAGACCAGGGUGGUGGCAGCUUGGGAAUCACCGGCCACCGCCACGACUGGGAAGGAAUCGUGGUCUGGGUCAAGAACCCGGCGGUUGCCAAUCCCACUGUUCUCGGAAUUGCCACUUCUGCGCAUGGCAAGUUCCCUGAGAAGCUCCCUGGGGCUCUUAAGGAUGUGAUGCCCGGCACCAGCCACCCGAAGAUCAAGUAUUACCAGGAUACUGCCGUGGUGGGCACUCACAGCGUGCACACGACCGGCAAUGAGGGAAGAUACCAGCCGAUCAUCGGCUGGGACUUUAUGAACGCCAACAUGAAGAAUACGCUCAACACUGUCAACUGGGGUAACGCCAACUGCCCUAUCAAUGACGCGAACUUUGCCAACAACCUCGCCAAGGCUGCCCUUUAGGUGCUGGCUAUAUAGUAUGCUAGGGCUAUAGAUUCACUGGAGAAGAGGUGUGCUAAUUGUCUUUUUGGUUUGGAUGGCUAUAAUUUGUAAACUAGAUAUAUUUUAUACCAGUAUUUAUAGUAUUUAU